GCCCGCGCGGGGCCGGCUCAGACGUGGCACUCGGGCUCGUGAGGGAGCGGGCGCGCGGCCCCAGAUCCUUAAGGAAGACCUGAUAAUUGGAAUGAGAAUAUUGCCAUCAUGAGUCAACAAGGUUAUGUUGCAGCUCCUCCAUAUUCCCAAUCCCAACCAGGAAUAGGAGGUUUUGGAUCACCUAAUUCUUCACUUCAUUAUGGACAUUAUGGGGACCCGAACUCUUCAUACUCAGCACCUCAACCAAGUGUGUCAAAAUCAGCUGUGCCUUUUGGAUCCUCGGCUCCUGUUGGGCCUCCACCACCUGGUGCCCAUCAGUUAAGCCAGACCAAUUUCCAGAAUGGGCCUGGGACACCAGGGCAGCAGCCACACAGGUUUCAAGGCCCUCCACCUCCAGGCAACACAGGAGCUUCCUAUCCUCCCUACAGUCCUCAGUCACAACCAGCCUUCCCAAAUGCCGCACCUGCCUCAUCUACAGCACAACUUGCUGACCAGCUCAACAGCAUGCAGAUAAAUAACUAUGGUCCUGGCACCACUCCGAGCCCUGGGCAUCCGGCAUCUUUCCAGAGUCCACGACUCCCACCACCACCAACCCAGCAGCAAAUGGUUCUGCCACCUGGGCCACAGGUUCCUCCUCCACCAACCAGUAGUGUCAAUGGCCUUUGUGCUCAGCAGUCAUUGCCUCCCAUGGCCAGACAAGGUGGGAUCCCUGGACCUGUCCCUCCAAAUCCUAACCUGCAACAGCUCCCAGGACAACCUCCAGGGCCUGGAUAUCAUCCUCAGCAAGCAAACUAUGGUCCUCAGAUGGCAGGAUCUCAGCUGUCUUAUCCUGGUGCUUUUCCUGGAGGUCCAGGACAGCUCUCAGGCCCACAGCAGAAGAAACUUGAUCCUAACUCUAUUCCAAGCCCAAUCCAAGUAAUUGAAAGUGAUAAAGCUGCCAGGGGAGGGCAGGUCUAUGCUACAAACACCAGAGGACAGGUUCCUCCUCUCGUCACCACUGACUGCGUAAUCCAAGACCAAGGCCACGCCAGCCCUCGUUAUAUCCGCUGUACCACCUACUGCUUCCCGCUGACUUCAGAUAUGGCCAAGCAGACCCGCAUUCCCCUGGCAGCUGUCAUCCAGCCUUUUGCUAAUGUCCCACCAAAUGAGACACCCCUUUAUCUUGUCAACCAUGGGGAGACUGGACCGAUCCGAUGCAACCGGUGCAAAGCUUACAUGUGUCCCUUCAUGCAGUUCAUUGAAGGUGGGAGAAGAUACCAGUGUGGAUUUUGUAACUGUAUAAAUGAUGUCCCUUCAUUCUUCUUUCAACACCUGGACCACAUGGGCCGACGGAUAGACCACUACGAAAGGCCUGAGCUGUCCCUGGGAUCUUAUGAAUAUGUUGCUACUCUGGACUAUUGCAGAGACAAGAAGCCUCCAAAUCCACCAGCUUAUAUCUUCAUGAUUGAUGUAUCCUACAGAAACAUAAAGAGUGGCCUAGUUAAACUCAUAUGUGAUGAACUAAAGACUCUGCUAGAUAAACUUCCAAGAGAAGAACAAGAAGAAUCCUCAGCAAUUCGAGUUGGUUUUGUGACUUAUAACAAGGUCCUCCACUUCUUCAAUGUAAAAAGCAGCUUAGCUCAGCCUCAGAUGAUGGUGGUCACAGAUGUUUCAGAAGUGUUUGUUCCUUUGCUGGAUGGUUUCCUUGUUGACUUCGAGGAAUCACGAUCAGUUAUUACCAACUUGUUGGACCAGAUUCCAGAGUUGUUUGCAGACACCAAUGAGAGUGAGACCAUCUUCGCUCCUGUUAUCCAGGCUGGCAUGGAGGCACUAAAGGCUGCAGAACGUGCUGGGAAAUUGUUUAUCUUCCAUUCUUCAUUGCCAACUGCGGAAGCACCAGGGAAGUUGAAGAACAGAGAUGACAAAAAGCUACUCAAUACAGAUAAGGAAAAGACGCUCUUCCAGCCCCAGGGGAACUGUUAUGAGGCCUUAGCCAGGGAUUGUGUGGCCAAUGGCUGCUGUGUGAAUUUGUUCCUCUUCCCAAAUCAGUACGUGGACGUAGCCUCUGUGGGCCUUGUCACAAUGUACACUGGAGGAACACUGUACAAGUACAACAAUUUCCAGCUCGAUGGCGACAGCCCCCAGUUCCUAAGUGACCUCAGGAGGGAUAUGGAAAAAAAGAUGGGAUUUGAUGCCACGAUGAGGGUUCGGACAAGUACAGGAUUCAGGGCUACGGAAUUCUUGGGAGCCAUUUACAUGAACAACACUACAGAUGUAGAGAUGGCAGCGGUUGAUUGUGACAAGGCAGUGACAGUGGAGUUCAAACAUGAUGACAAACUGAAUGAAGACACUGGAGCCUUGAUUCAGUGUGCUCUCCUUUACACAACGGUGAGCGGGCAGCGGCGCAUCCGCAUCCACAACAUAGGCUUGAACUGCAGCGCCCAGUUGGCUGAUGUCUACAGGACUUGUGAGACUGACGCACUCAUCAACUUCUUUGCUAAGUCAGCUUUUAAAGCCAUUCUGAGCCAACCCCUGAAGACGGUGCGGGACAUCCUCGUGAACCAAACCGCUCACAUGCUGGCCUGCUACAAGAAGAACUGUGCCAGCCCCGCCACUGUCAGCCAGCUGAUCCUGCCGGACACGAUGAAGGUGCUGCCCGUGUACAUGAACUGCCUGUUGAAGAGCUGUGUGCUGGUGGGCAGAGCCGAAAUCCCAACGGAUGAGAGAGCCUUCCACCGCCAGCUGGUCAUGGCCAUGGGGGUGGCUGACACCCAGCUCUUCUUCUACCCCCGCCUGCUGCCCAUUCACAGCCUGGAUCUGAAGAGCGAUGCUGUCCCAGCUGCCGUGCGCUGCUCUGAGGAGCGUCUGUCAGAGGGAGGGGCCUUCCUGCUGGCCAACGGGCUGAGCAUGUUCCUGUGGCUGGGAGCCAGCGUGUCCCCAGAGCUCAUCCAAGGGCUCUUCAACGUGCCGUCCUUCGCACACAUCAGCACCGACGCCACAUCCCUGCCUGACCUGGACAAUCCAUUCUCUAAGAAACUGAAGCAUAUCCUGGAACAACUCCAGAGCCAAAAGCCCUACACUAUGAAGCUGAUUAUAGUGAAGCAACGGGAACAGCCAGAGAUGCUUUUCCGACAGUUCCUAGUAGAAGACAAGAGUAUUUAUGGAGGAGCUUCUUAUGUGGAUUUUCUCGUCUGCAUUCACAAGGAGAUCAGUCAGCUGCUCAGUUAAGGCAACACUUAACAUUUCUCAGUUCCUUUUUCCCUUUGCAGGAGGGACGGACAGUCCCUGGUGCCUUAAGGCUGGCCCACAGCUCCACCAGGCCCAGGCCUUGUGCUGUGCUUUGCUGACCCUCUUCUGUGCUCUCUUUGGACAGUUUCAUUGGCCCCACCUCUCCCCGAGUACUUCGCUUACUUACUAAGCUGUAGAAUAGGAGGUUCUGCACUCAGGUAUAAAUCUUCUGGGAGUCCUGACUCUUUCUCUACAUCAAUUGUCAGAUUUCAGACUGUCAGUGCUUAAGAGCAUAUAUGGUACGCGUUUCUUAAAAUACAAUUUAGAAAACUCUUAAUUAUUCCUUUUACUAGACACAAGUUGUACAAGAGCUGGCAGAGAUGCUCAGAAUCUAUACAGAAGUGGAAAAAAUACAAAACACUUCUAAGUGAGGAUGUACAGUUGAAUCAGAUUGGAAUUAAACACAUAAUUCAGUUUGAAGGAUUUCAGAGUCCUUCCUGGGAAGCGAAUCCUUUUUUUCCUGGAAGGGACAAGUGCUACUUUCUACAGAAACAGAGCUCUGGGGACCCUUCUAUGGCUGGGGUUAUCCAGGACACAAAUGCCUCAGUUUUCUAACUGGACUUGAGAAAGCGCAACAACAAUGGGGACCACAGAAGAACAGUAAUCCAACAAUCCUUUUGCCAUGUUUGGCAGAUAAUGCCUCCUCUUAGGGGCAGCAGUUAGCUUUUUAAAAUUGCACAGGUUAGGUUUUAUUUAGAACAUUUGUUAACUGGAAUAUUCCCAAUACAACUCAGAAAAAUCUGUCCCUCAAAAUUUCAGUGGCAGGUCAACUGUGAGGCAGUUGACACAUUAACCAAAGGUUAUUUGUGGUGCUAUAAAGCCUCAAGUUUAAUACCAGUUCUAUUGCAGUGAUCUCCUCUCACAUGACUGAUUUAUUCAGUGGUCACUGCUUUGAAAAACAAGCCUCUGCUAAUACCAAUAUUGAAGGUAGAAUUUAGAAAGCCAGAGCCUUUGGAACAGCUGUUUACCUCAGAUACUUCAUCAGUGUGUCUGUCUCUGUAGGACCAGUGCCUCUGUGGGAGAGGUCUGAACUUUUCCAAACUUGAAAAGCUAUUAUUAAAACAAUUAGUGUUUCAAAGAAAGCCAAAAAGUCUCAAAAGUAAGGCUAAGCCUCAGUAAAGAAAAAAGUGCCUUUAAACAUGUUAGUGUUGCUACUUAGUAUUAAUUAUUUAAUAUCCAUGAUUGAUAAGCAGUCAAAAUGUGUAACUUUUUGGUUCAACAGCUUAUCUAUACAGUCCUGUAUGUGUCAUUGACCAAGAGCUCUUAAAAUAAGUGGCUGUAUUACAAAAGGAUUCUCAGCCUGAAUUCAGCUGCCAAGACAAGCACUUUUUAGCUGUAGACAUUACCCUGUAAAAAGUAUUUGUUGCCAUUCCAUUUGUAAAAUGACACCAGCAACUCUUUGUGUAAAGAAAUAAGCAAUUAUUAAAUAUAA
Molecule: messenger RNA, 4699 nt
Organism: Lepidothrix coronata (blue-crowned manakin)
Lineage: Eukaryota; Metazoa; Chordata; Aves; Passeriformes; Pipridae
Gene: SEC24D
Product: SEC24 homolog D, COPII coat complex component
Exons: 23
Coding region: 109-3207 (1032 amino acids)
Biological process (GO): COPII-coated vesicle cargo loading; intracellular protein transport; endoplasmic reticulum to Golgi vesicle-mediated transport
Cellular component (GO): endoplasmic reticulum exit site; COPII vesicle coat
Molecular function (GO): zinc ion binding; SNARE binding
Source: RefSeq, a predicted model, not a curated record